Messenger RNA from Columba livia (rock pigeon), 765 nucleotides. RefSeq names its product dynein light chain 1, cytoplasmic. Gene Ontology annotation, biological process: motile cilium assembly; intraciliary retrograde transport. The transcript is spliced from 3 exons. Gene Ontology annotation, cellular component: cytoplasmic dynein complex. Gene Ontology annotation, molecular function: dynein intermediate chain binding. The record is from RefSeq and is a predicted model, not a curated record. The coding region runs from base 248 to 517 and encodes 89 amino acids. NCBI's taxonomy places the organism in Eukaryota, Metazoa, Chordata, Aves, Columbiformes, Columbidae.
UCGCGGCGCGCACUGAGCAUCCCAUAGCGCUGUUCCGCCCGGCACAGGGUCAGUCCGCAGCGCCCGGCACACGGUGAGGGGAGUGGCUCUCAGCAGACACCGGGACCGGCUGCGGUGCCUCAUUCUUCUCUUCCCGGUGCCCGGGCACACUGGCAGCCGGCACUGCCGGGAGCAGUGAGUGUCCGGCGGCUGCACCUCCUUUCCCGUGUCCACCCGAGCUGCGGGAGCGCCUGGAGAGCAGACAACCAUGAGUGAUCGAAAGGCAGUGAUCAAGAAUGCGGACAUGUCAGAAGAGAUGCAGCAAGACUCUGUGGAGUGUGCUACUCAGGCCCUGGAGAAGUACAACAUUGAGAAGGACAUUGCUGCUCACAUAAAGAAGGAGUUUGACAAGAAAUACAAUCCCACUUGGCACUGCAUCGUGGGAAGGAACUUUGGCAGCUACGUGACUCAUGAGACCAAGCACUUCAUCUACUUCUACCUCGGCCAAGUCGCUAUUCUUCUUUUCAAGUCUGGGUAGAACCGCGGACUGUUACUGAAACUUGCACCUGGACUGCAGACCAACUCCAAACAGGCUCCUGCCUUCAGCCUUCCCAAGGAAACAGACCUUGAUCUUCAGGUCUUUUGUGGUAUUGUUAAUGGUCAGGGAUUUUGCUGUAGCAGCUGCUAUUUUUAUUGUGGCUAUAAAAAAGGCAAAAGUGUCUUCCGUGUAUUUAUUUUCUUUCAAAAGAUGGCUUCUUUGCUAAUAAAACUGUUGGAACAAGUUUA